AUGACAGUCGCGCGCACCAUCAUCAUCUUCACCAUCACAGUGUCCCUGGUCACGUUCAUAGCUUUCUUCGGACGACUGCCGGCUUUCAGGAACACUCCUAUAGGUUUUCUCAACCGCCUCUUCCUCAUCCACAUCCCAUCCGUGUUCCGCAAACUCGACCUCGCCCUCACAAAUGGCCGCAUCACAAAUGGCGGUUCCCGCCUGGGCAACUACCUCAUGCAUGAUAAACACCCACUGGUCGUCAUAUUCUUCCUCGGCCUCGUAACUGCAUGCGCGACGCUAUUCCUGCCUACUGUUUGGCACCUCCUUCGACCGUAUCAUAAGCUUCUGGUUUCCUUUCUGUUGCCACAACCAUACGUCUUUUUGUAUCUCAGCGCAAAGAGAAACAGCCAGACAUAUAUCAACUCGCUCAACCAUGCCGAGCAGAUGCGACACUACCCAUAUGACAGGGUGUUGUACUAUCCAGGAACACUAUGCCGGACGUGCAAGUUCUUGAAGCCGGCACGGAGCAAGCAUUGCAGUAUAUGCAAGACAUGCGUGUCAAGAAUGGAUCAUCAUUGCAUAUGGGUCAACAACUGUCUAGGAAGAGGGAACUAUAAGUGGUUUCUAGCCUUGUUGCUGUCGACUGGUGUACUGAUCGCCUACGGAGCAUAUCUGGCUUACUACGCCCUUUCACCACUAGUCAACAAGCACUACUCGAAAUAUGAAGGAUGGUAUAGAUACAAGCCCAAAAAUGGCGUAGAUGCAAACAGCUGGUUUGGUUGGUUCGAUAAGAAAACUCACUACUUCCUCAUCUAUGUAACCAUCUACCUCGACAUGGGAGGCGUUCGUGGAUCUGGAGUUGGAUUACUAGCUCUCCUCACAUGGCCACUUCCACUAGGUCUACUUGCAUACCACAUCUAUCUGAUUUGGGCUGGCAUGACCACGAAUGAGAGCGGCAAGUGGGCUGACUGGCGAGACGACAUGGCGGACGGUGUUGUGUUCCUGGGGCACAGACGAGAGGAUACCAUGCAAGAGUACCGCUCAACAACGCCCGCGCACAAUCAUGCACACGCCUCAGCGCAUUCCUCUUCAUCAACUUCGCCCUUCCCAACCCCCCCAGAAACCCCGCCAGAAGACGAAGAACCCCCAACAACCUGGCCGUUAGAAAGCAGACACAUACUCAUCCGCACCCGAACGGGCCAACCACCCAAAACUCUCCCGAGUCGCAUCAAGUCGGUAGCCAAAGAAGACAGCUUUGAACGAGUAUGGAAUCUGGCAGCGGUGGAGAAUGUCUACGACUUAGGUAUCUGGGACAACAUAGUAGAAGCAUUGUUGAACUAA
This is a messenger RNA of Alternaria postmessia, 1323 nucleotides long. RefSeq lists its product as uncharacterized. Bases 1 to 1323 code for a protein of 440 amino acids. Gene Ontology annotation, biological process: protein targeting to membrane; peptidyl-L-cysteine S-palmitoylation. The transcript has 2 exons. Gene Ontology annotation, cellular component: Golgi apparatus; endoplasmic reticulum. NCBI's taxonomy places the organism in Eukaryota, Fungi, Ascomycota, Dothideomycetes, Pleosporales, Pleosporaceae. The record is from RefSeq and is a predicted model, not a curated record. Gene Ontology annotation, molecular function: protein-cysteine S-palmitoyltransferase activity.